Suhomyces tanzawaensis NRRL Y-17324 is the source of this 1056-nucleotide messenger RNA. RefSeq names its product Dao1p (gene DAO1). NCBI's taxonomy places the organism in Eukaryota, Fungi, Ascomycota, Pichiomycetes, Serinales, Debaryomycetaceae. The coding region runs from base 1 to 1056 and encodes 351 amino acids. The record is from RefSeq and is a predicted model, not a curated record. The transcript has a single exon. Gene Ontology annotation, molecular function: D-amino-acid oxidase activity; FAD binding.
AUGUCUAACGUCAUUGUGCUAGGAGCCGGGGUCUGUGGGCUCACGGCGGCGCUCGAGCUCAAGAAGGCCCAGCCCCAUCUUUCAAUCACGAUUUUGAGCCACAAACUCCCGGGAGACAUAGACCCUGAAUACACCUCUCCAUUUGCAGGAGCCAAUUGGCACUCGUUUGCCAGCCACCAGGAGAUAGAAUUGCAGGAGCUUGACAAGGUGGGCUACCGGGAGUUCCAACGUUUGGCACAGGAUGUUCCCGAGGCUGCAGUCACCGCAGUGAACGACUAUGACUACUUCUCUCAGGCAGACGUGGACCAGGCCAACCACCCCAAGGACCUCUUGCCGUGGUUCAAGGACUUCGUGGACGGCUUCAGGGUACUUGAUCCUCAGGAAUUACCCCCUGGGAUUGCGUUUGGUUACGUUUUCAAGGGUGUGGUCAUCACCGUGCCUCUCUACUUAAACUGGUUGGUGCAACAGAACUUGAAAUUGGGCAACCAGUUGAGGCGGACCAGGAAGUUUGGCUCGUUGCAGGAAGUCAAGGACCUUGGAGCUGAUAUUGUCAUCAAUUCCACUGGGCUUUUGGCUCCUCAGUUGGUCGAUUUGAACGAUUCCCGCAAGAACUAUCCCGUCAGGGGCCAGACGCUUCUUGUGACCAACAGCGCCGCCAACAGCAUUGCAGUGUCUUCGUUUGAAGGGUACCCCAACGAGAUGCUCUACAUCAUGCCUCGCAAGGAGGGAGGGUCUAUUAUUGGUGGCUGCUUCGAGGAAAGCUCCGACACCAGCGCCAGCGAAGCAUUCACAGAACGUCUUUUGGAGAGAGCAGCCAGAUUUGCACCUGAACUCGUCGAUCCAAGCUUCAAGAACAACUCCUCUCGUUUCGACGUAGUUAGAGUCAAUGUGGGAUUACGUCCUUUCAGAGACAGCGGAGUCCGGGUCGAGGCUGACCCACACAGACUGUGGUUGAUCCACAACUACGGUGCCGGUGGUGGUGGGUACCAGGGUAGCUAUGGCUUCAGCCAAAGGGUGGUUGAAUUGGUGCAGAGGAAGACGAGUGCCAGGUUAUAG